Molecule: messenger RNA, 1353 nt
Organism: Trypanosoma brucei brucei TREU927
Lineage: Eukaryota; Euglenozoa; Kinetoplastea; Trypanosomatida; Trypanosomatidae
Exons: 1
Coding region: 1-1353 (450 amino acids)
Source: RefSeq, a predicted model, not a curated record
AUGAGCAACAAUGUGGAGUUGUUGCGGUUCGUGGCACUUUCUGCCGCUGUGCAUGCCGAUGCGGUUCAGUGUCUAGCCGACGAUACCCGCCGCGUUUUAUCUCAAAUGGCAGUGGACAGUGACCAGCUAGAGGCGCUGGAGGCUCAACUUACCGACCUCCUGCAGAAGCAGCGCCGUCUCCAUACAUUGCGAGAUGCGGUAACUAAAGCAAGGCAGGAACGAAGUGAGGAAAGUGGUAGCGGAUGCAAAAGCAGCGGCAGCCGCGCUCCCAAGUCCACUGCGCCGGUUAUUCCCCCCACCUCCGCGGGCAAUGUCGACCGCAACAUAAAAUGCAUCCUACAAUUUGCGUCUAGGGCCGUGGAAAAAGAUGAGAUACAGCCGAUUGGCACCCGUCGCAGCAAGAGAGUAACAGUUACUCCCACUUCUUUCCUUCCGAAAAUUCCACAUGAGGAACGGACGGAAACCACUUGUGAUAGCACCGAUGGGGGAAGGGAAGAAAAAGAGGACACUGAGUGCACGAUAGACGAAGAAGUGGAGCGCCUGAAGAUGGAGAUUAGGCACGCAGAAGCCAUGUCAGUAGGAAAGAAGCUGCGUGACCUGGAGGCACUGAAGCAGCAGGUGAAAGAAGUUGAUGCUAACUCCCUUGUCCAGCGGUACGUAGGGUCGUUUAGUUUCCCCAUGGAGGUGGAAGAGUUGUGGCGUGGUAAUAAUGUACUGAAUUGUACAAACAUCGACACUUUUGUUUCCGGUGCCUGCAAGCGGUUUGCAGGGCGUUACGAUGAUGCUCUGCGUGCGAUUAGUGAUUUCCCACUGUCGGAGGCAAGCGAUGCGGCGCGUGUGUAUGGCUCAACGUUGUACGCCGAAGAGCUCACUUCGUCGAGCAAUUACGACGCUGUUGGUGUUCAAGUGCUCGAACGGAGUGGCGAGUCGACGCUCCCACAGUUCUACAGAAGGAAACGGCGCUUGGCACGAGUGAGCGCUCCUUUUAGACGCAGGGCUGUGGGUACGGUGCUCGGACCCGAGGAGUUCACUUUUCUUCCGACUGAUUGGCCAGCAACUCAACUGAUUUUACCACCAGCUGAGGGACAUCUGCCCCCUGCAAAGCAUAUCAUGACGCCCCGCUUCUCGUUUGCCAGUACGGAUGAAUUGAAAGCACUCCAGAGCCUUCGUGUAGACAUUCAGCGAAGCGCUGUGGCUGCCUUUAUGGACGCGUCCAAAGCACUUGAUGAACUAAUGAAUCCUACCACAUUACAACGUGAUGGAAUCGACUAUAAGGCAACGCUCAUUCGGCUACUAGAAGCGGAGCGGAAGGGAAGCAGUAGGGUGUGGACCACACUUGCGCGUGAAGGUUGA